AUGACCAUCCAAUCCAUCGAGGGAGAAAUCAAUCUCCCAACUGAGAAGUGCAUUUUCCCGAUUCGGAACGAUGGAAACCUCUCCGACGACGGACAAGCAAUCUGGGGGCGGACCAAACUAUCUACCUGUACCCUCGAGGAAGUUGGAAUCCUCCCAUCCUCACCCUGCAAGUCCUCCUGUCUGAACCAGGGCCAGGAGCCAGACCAGAACAUCAUAGCGAGGCAGAAAGACCCCCUAUACUUUCUAGCUACCGUGUGGGCUCUGGUGUUGUGCGAAUAUGCCGAAGUCGACAUUGUCCAAAUUGGUGGGUACCAGGCCUGUGGCUCCUUCACAACUGAGGGUGCAGAGAAGCAAAAUAUGAAGCUUUUGGCAUCUGCACCAAGGCGGACAGAGUCUGUCUCUGAAUUGUUUUGCCUUGAAGGAUGGUCGGUGUCAAAUGUGAACCAAACCCAUUUUCCAUACUUCAAUACCGGAGUUGCAAUCUAUCAAGGUCGAGAUAGAGAGGCCGGAAUUGAUGCAGCUGAAAAUCGGAUUGCAGGGGAAUCAGGAAUAGCAGGAGAGGGCGAAGAGGAAAAGCAAUGUGACAUAAUGCUGGUCCUCGAUUUAGAUAAUUCCGAAUGGUCUCUCGAGUAUAAAUCUUCCAUCUUGUCCAGCGGGCAGGCGGGCCAUUUGGCAUCUUUUCUGGCUGAAACGGUAAUAACCGUGGCGACAAAGGCGACGACCAAGGGCACACUUUCUCAACUAUCCAUCAAGAGCUGCGCGCAGCAAAAGAAAGUCAAGGAAUGGAAUAGCCAGUUGUUGAUCCAACCAUCGGAUCCCACCAUCCACCAAAUCAUCCACAGUCUCUCCAAGACCCAGGGAGACCAUAUUGCUCUGUGGGCAGCAGAUGGUCAACUUACAUACGCCGAGCUGGAUAUCAUUUCAUCACGGUUGGCACGUCAUCUUCAAACACUAGGCGUGGAGCCUGGGAUGUUCAUCCCGGUGUGUUUCAACAAAACAUUAUGGGCGGUAGUGACUAUGCUCGCUAUCAACAAAGCUGGUGCUGCAUUUGUGACAUUGGAUGCAUCACAACCGCUAAGUCGCUUGAAAUUGAUUGUGAAGCAACUCAAUGGCCCACCCUUGGGACUCACGUCUCCCCAGAAUCAAAAUCUGAUGGGUGAGGUGAUCACACCAACAUUAGCGGUGGAUGCGCAAACCAUGCUGAGACUGGGCAGGAAGAAGGCUGAUGAGGUGGAAGACACAGACUACUGUGAUUGGCCAAUCGAUCCAACAGCACCCUCAUACUGCUUCUUUACAUCGGGUAGUACGGGAGAACCCAAAGGAUGUCUUGUAGAUCACGCUGCGUUGGCAAGUCUGCAAACUCACUACAAAGCCCUGCACCUGAACUCUGCGAGCCGGGUGCUGCAGUUUGCGUCUUUCAGUUUUGGAGUUUCUUUAAUCGAGAUCUGGUGCACACUCGCUGCAGGCGGGACAGUAUGUAUGCCCUCUGAUUCCGACCGAGUAAGUCGUCUAGCGGAUGCCAUUGAGAAAAUGGCGAUUAAUUGGGCGUUUGUGACUCCCACUGUUCUGGGAACAAUUGAUCCCGAUGCUGUUCCUGGCCUACGAUGCAUCAUGGUUGCUGGCGAGCCAUUGAAAAAGGCUCAAAUCUCGUUAUGGGCCAAACGCACCCGACUGUUUCAAGCUUAUGGCUUUACUGAGUGGGCCGGGGUCUGCUGUGUGUCGCCGCAGAUCAACUCCAUAGCAGAUAUUGGGAUUAUUGGAAAACCGGCCAACGCCCGUUGCUGGUUGAUUGAGCCUGGCAACCCACAUAGAAUUGCCCCAAUUGGCGCGGUGGCGGAACUGUUCGUCGAAGGACCCAGUCUCGCCCAAGGGUACUUACACAAUCCAGAGAAAACGGCGCUAGGUUUCCUGAAAGCACCUGUCUGGAGACAAAAGGAACUUCUAGUUGGAGCUGGAGAGUUGUCUUACGGAGGAGAUGUCCGUUGCUACAAAACCGGAGACCUAGCCUACUAUGACUCCAAUGGUAUGAUCCGAUAUGUCAGUCGGCAGGAUCGACAGGUGAAGGUUCGUGGGCAGCGGAUCGACCUGGGAGAGCCCGAGUUCCACGUAGCGCAAGCAUCACCUCUUUUCCGAAAGGUCGUCAUCGAUGCUAUUGUGCCUGCCGAUGGGAAUGGAGUUGCCAGCCUCGUCGCUUUCGUUGAGGCACCCCCAUCACCCCUACCUCUGAAAGCAUUCUUUACCAUGCCAAACAAGGAAUUCGUAGUCACAGCCCAGCAGGUGAUCGAGGCAUUGAAGGAAAAGCUGCCCGAUGUCAUGAUUCCGCGUCUAUUUGUGCAGAUCAAGUCAAUGCCGCUGACUGUCACGGGCAAGAUUGAUCGACGACGACUCCGCAAAGAGGCAGAGCAACUCCGAAGUGAAGAGUUGCUCGCAUGGACUGGCGUGGAGAUUGAUGCCUUGCAGCCACCGCAGACCGUUCAUGAACUCCUCAUCCACCACCUCAUCGUCGAGGUCCUAAAAAUCCCCCCUUCACAAGUCGGAAUGGAGCACAAUUUCUUUGCCCUGGGUGGAGACUCGGUAAAAGCGAUGAAAAUGGUAUCUCGGGCGAGAGCAGCUGGCGUCGAGCUCAUGGCAACACAUAUCUUUGCAGCGUCAAAUCUCCGCGACUUGGCACUUGUAGCGGCUGAGCUAGGUCAAGCACCUUCCAGUGAAAUAGACCCCAACGAGCCAUUCUCUUUGCUUGAUGCCCAUACCAAGGCAGAGCUGAUCUCGACUGCAGCCUCUGUGUGUGGAGUUGAAGAAGGUCAGAUUGAGAAUAUCUAUCCCUGCACGCCACUACAGGAAGGUAUGGUGGCUUUGUCUGUGUCCAAGCCUGGGGCAUAUAUUGCACGAUUUAUCCACAAGUUGCAGCCUCAUGUCAACAUUGCUUCCUUACGCCGUGCGUGGGAGUCGGUUGUCCAGGCCAGCUCAAUCUUGCGAACAAGAAUGGUGACCGAGGCGGAUGGCAGCAGGAUGUUUCAGGUUGUUCUGCGAGAGAGCUUCCAAUGGGAUGAUGAAGACCCAUAUAUGGAAAUCAACUGGGACACGUACAUGAAACCGCAACCAACUGACACCCUUUUGCUUGGGGCCCCUCUAGUACAUGCUGGAAUCCUAACUGGGUCGGAUACGUCCUCGUUCGAGAGCGACCCGAGAGCGACAUACUUUGUGAUAAUGAUGCAUCAUUCCAUUUGUGACCGUUGGGCCUCUGGCUUAAUGAUGGAUCUGUUGGAGACAGCUUAUGCUGGUGAUUGUCUCGUCAAGAAUUCCAUGGCCCCGUUCAUCCAAUAUCUCUCCAGCCAGCUUGUCAACCCAAAGAGCGAGGAGUACUGGAAAUCGCAGUUCCAGGGUCUUGCUGCGGAGGUGUUCCCUGCACUCCCAUCCCCCGGAUACAAUCCAGUCCCAUCGGCAAGCAUCCAACUCUCAGUUCCCUGCCUCCGCGAUGCUCCGGGUGGAUACACCAUGUCAAAUGUGAUCCGCUUGGCAUGGGCUGUGGUGAUUAGCCAAUAUACCAGCUCACCUGAUGUCGUCUAUGGCGUGACUGUUUCCGGCCGAGCGGCUCCCGUAGCUAACAUCGAGAAAAUGGUGGCUCCUAUUAUUGCCACAGUGCCACUGCGCGUGCGGUUCAAUCCCGAGGACACCAUUUUAGCGGCACUGGAAGCCAUUCAAAAGCAGUCAAAUGAGAUGGUUUCAUUUGAGCAAUUUGGUCUGCAACGGAUUCGCAAAGUCAGCCGGGACGCGGGAGAUGGGUGCGGCUUCCAAAGCCAGCUCAUUGUCCAGCCGUCUUGGGCUGAUGAAAGUCGUCCACUGCUAAACACCUUGGAAGCUGGGUCUUCGGUGGUUGGUGGAUUUGCUAGCUGGGCACUGUCAGUCAUAUGUAGUCUUACUGAAUCACGGCUGAUUGAUGUUACUAUGGAAUUCGAUCCUAAGGUAAUUUCGGUACUAGGGGUUGAGCGCAUUUCCAGGCACUUUGAACAGACGUUGCAGUUCCUCCUCAAACAACCAUUCCUUCCACUUGCGAAGGUACCAUGUAUCAGUUCAAUGGACCUACAACAAUUGCGCCAGUGGAGUGAGCCUCUAUCCUCGACCCGAGGCAGCCACGAAUGUGUACACACUAUCAUACAGCGACGCUGCGUUGAACAGCCCAUGGCCAACGCGGUGUGGGCGUGGGAUGGAAAACUCACAUAUGCAGAGCUAGAUCUGCUUUCUACCCGACUAGGGUCACUCCUUAUUGAUACGUGCAAGGUUGAAGCCGAGGUGAUUGUACCGAUCUGUAUGGAGAAGUCCCUUUGGACCACUGUGGCAAUCAUGGGUGUCAUCAAGGCAGGCGGCGCUUUUGUGCUUCUCGAUUCAUCCCAGCCCCAGGAACGCCUGGAAGCCAUCUGUCGUCGGGUCAAAUCUCGUUGCAUUCUGACAUCUCCAUCAAAACUUCAACUAGCUCUGACGUUGGAGCCUUUUGCUGUAGUUGUCGAUCAAGGUUCGUCAGAGUCUUGGCCAGCUGCUGCUACAAUCACACCAACUCUGGCCACCCUACCAACAUCCACGAUAUAUAUUGCCUUUACCUCUGGCUCCACUGGUACUCCAAAGGGAGUCAUAAUUGAUCACAUGGCAUUCUGCUCCAGUGCACUGGCUCUCAAUACCGCUACGCAAGUCUCUCAUCAAUCCCGUUUGUUGCAAUUCGCUGGUUAUUCUUUCGAUGGCAGCAUUAUGGAGACUUUGAGCAUCUUAAUGGCCGGUGGUUGCCUGUGUGUGCCCUCGAAUUUUGAAGCCCGCAACGAGUUGGCGGUGGCGGCGCGUAAGUUCCGCUUGACCCAUGCCCAUCUCACCCCAUCUCUGGCACGGCACAUUUUGCGCAGCGAUCCGGACUUUACAGAGAUCCUUGUAAGUGUGGGCGAACCACUGACUCCUUCUGAUGUGGCCGACUGGGCUGGCAACAACCCCAAGUGUCGAGUGAUGAAUGGUUAUGGACCGGCCGAGUGUGCGGUGUCCACCACCAUUCAGCCAUGCAUCAACACGGGUUCAAACGCUCAGAACAUCGGAUUUCCACUCGCUGGCGUCUGCUGCUUUGUGGUCCACCCUGAAAACCAUGAAAUUUUAUUGCCCAUUGGUGCAGUGGGAGAGUUACUUGUGGAAGGCCCCACUGUCGCCCGCGGAUACCUGGACGAUCCCGUACAAACAGAGGGGGCUUUUAUCUCCUCCCCACCGUCAUGGAUGCGCAAUUUACGUCCUGAUGGACCGUAUGGUCGAUUAUACAGAACAGGAGACCUCGUGUGUUAUAACAGUGAUGGGUCACUGCAGUACGCUGGCCGUCGGGACGCACAGGUGAAGUUGCGUGGGCAGCGCAUCGAACUGGGGGAGGUGGAGAAUCAUGUCCGGCAGUCUUGGCUUGAGAUUGACCAGGUCGCGGUGGAGAUGGUCACCUUCAAAGUCACAUCUUCUUCCGACACUCAAAGCCUUAUUGCUUUUGUAGUGCCAGCUGACGUGGCUUCAGAUUCUAUGAACGGGACAAACGAAUAUGCUAGUAUCCUUAUCAAUGCUCCUUCACCCUCAUUUCUGGCGGAAGUGGCAGCCGCCCGUGUUAAAUUGCAGAACAGGAUGCCCCUGUACAUGGUUCCCGAGAUCUUCUUGCCUCUCCGCUAUUUGCCCCAAAACAUAUCCGGCAAGCUGGAUCGACGCCGACUCCGUGAUCUUGCGGAGAGGUGCUCGCCAGAACAACUGGCGUUGUACCGCGCAGACUCAGUAAAAGGCUCCGCUAGAUCCCCCUCCUCCGAUUCAGAACGGACUUUACAUGAAGUUUGGGCACAUGUCUUGAACCGGCCUGCUGAUGAGUUUGGAGUUGAUGAUAAUUUCUAUCACCUCGGGGGUGACUCCAUCACUGCAAUGCAGAUCGUGGCCCAAGCACGCUUCAAGGGCCUUCGAGUAUCCCUCGACGAAAUCAUGAGGCAUAAGACCAUAUCCCAAAUAACCCUUCAUUCAGAGAAAUGCACAGCCGGGUCGGCCGGCGCUUGUGGGGAGCAGCAGGAUGAAAAUGAGGAAAUUGACACAUGGUUCGAUCUUUCUCCUAUUCAGCAGAUGUUCUUAGAUCAUCAGCCUGAGACAACCAGCGUCAACCGCUUCAACCAGACCUUUUUGCUCCGUCUCACUCAGCCAAUUGCGCUAGACACGCUGCUUGACGCCUUCGAUACUCUACAGUCGAGACAUUCUAUGCUGAGAGCCCAAUUUGCGCGGCUACCCGAUGAUGGCCGGUGGAUGCAAAAGAUUCUGCCACAUGGCCAAGGAGAGGACGGUAGACUGACACACUACCACUGCACUUCGCAUAGACUGGAAUCUAGAUCAAAUAUCAGCGCAGUUACAGCGGCAAGCAUGGAGUUUAUCAACGUGGAAAAGGGACCCCUGACCGUUGUUAAUCUGAUUGACAUUACGGAAGACAGCUCACAGCACAUCUUCUUGGCUAUUCACCAUUUGGUGGUUGAUCUUGUUUCUUGGCGCGUCAUACUAGCCGAUCUCACUGCGUUGCUCGCUGGGGAGACUCUUACAGAUAAGACCGACUCCAUCUCAUUCCAGACAUGGUGUCGCCGCCAGGCCCAGUAUGCACAGCAUUCGCUGUCCCCUCAGGCUGCCCUCCCCUUGGCACUUCCAAAGGGUUACCAUGAUGACAGCAGAAAGUUCUGGUUCAACACUCCAGACCAGUCUAAUUGCAUGAGAGAUACACAGAUACAAAGCUUCACUGUGGAUCAGAAAAUUACACACUUGUUGUUCAAAGGAGCCCAGGUCGCCUAUGAUUGUCAACCUGUAGAGAUCCUCCACGCUGGCCUCCUAUACUCUUUCCUCAAAGUAUUCUCAACUCGUGAUGCACCCACUAUAUUCAAUGAAGGCCAUGGCAGAGAGCCGUGGGAAUCAACCAUCAAUCUUGCACAGACUGUCGGUUGGUUCACAACCGCUUGGCCAGUGGUGAUGGAGACCAAUCUCGAGCUCAAUCGCCACAAAUUCCACAGCAUCUUGCGACUAGUCAAAGACGCACGACGAGCUGUGCCAACCAAGGGGUGGGCGUACUUUACGUCUCGCUACCUUAACCCGGACGGUCGGCGCGUUUUUAGACAGAGAUACCCAAUGGAGAUUAUUUUCAACUAUGCUGGCGAGUUCCAACAAUUGGAGCAUACAAAUGGGUUGUUCGCAACCGAGUCGCAUGAAGCUCAGGGUGCUUUGGACGCGGAUGGAGAUAUUCAACGGUUUGGCAUCUUUGAAGUCAGCGCAUCAGUGCAAAAUGGUGGUUUGCGGGUUCAAUUAGUUUACCCCCGCCAGAUCCAACAUGCAGAUCUGAUCAUCGAGUGGGUGAAAACAUAUCAGGCAACGCUAGAAAAUGCCGCGUCACAACUCCAGCUUGCAACCCAAAAGAAAAACCACACACGCUACACGCUGUCCGAUUUCCCUUUGCUACCAUCCUUAACGUACGUGCAGCUAGAGGAACUUGUGCUCACGACACUACCGGCUGCAGGGAUUUCAAUGGAUAAUGUGGAGGAAAUUUAUCCAUGCUCUCCCAGUCAGCAUGGAAUGCUCAUCGCCCAGGCCAAAGCCGCGAACAGCUACAAUGCUAGUGUGACAUGGAAGAUCCAAUGCUCCGUUGAUGGGAAGCGCCGGGCUGCUGAUCCACAGCGUCUGUAUGCCGCUUGCUCCCAGGUCAUCCGGCGACAUGCUGCCCUACGCACGGUAUUUGUCGACAGCCCACGAAGUGAUUCGUACAUGGAACAAGUCGUAUUGCGGCAUGUCCCAACUGAAGCGGUGGUUACCCACACAAUGCUGUCGGGAUCCAGUCCCCUGCUUCCACAUGCCCUGACAGAGGGUUGGCCAAAAGGGCAGUUGAUGCACCGAAUGAACAUGUGCCAGUGGAAGAAUAACGGGGAGGAAGAAGUCAUGAUCCGCCUAGACAUGAGCCAUGCGAUUAUGGACCGAACAACGAUGCAGAUUAUUGAGCGUGAUCUAUGUCUAGCAUACGAGGGAAAGCUAUUCCCGGGCAGAGGGCCGCUGUUCAGUGACUAUGUAAGUUACAUUGAACGACAAGAUCAAGAUGCCGACUCCUCCUACUGGCAAGAGUAUCUUCAAGACGUUGAGCCUUGUCUGUUUCCGAGCAUUGCUGGAGAGGACAAUGCUACUGGAGAGGAGUGGGGUUACGCCUCUCGCACGUUGCAUCACAGUACCCUGGGCAAAAACACCAUCGACGCUUUUUGUCGUCGUCACAAUGUUACAAUGUGGAACCUGGCAGCACUUGCCUGGGCCCUGGUCCUUCGCAGCUUCACCAAUUCCGAUCACGUCUGCUUCGGCUAUGUUAAGUCCGGCCGCGAUCUUCCUAUAGAUGGCAUUGAGGACGCAGUGGGUGCCAUCUUAAAUCCUCUCACCUGCCGAGUUCAUUUCGCAGGAAAUUUGACUGUACAGGAUAGUAUUUCCCAGCUGCAAAAGGAGUACUUGGACAGUCUUCGUCACCAGUGCUUCCCGCUCUCAAAUGCACACAGACUUGCCGGUGUUGUGGAUGGAUCGCUUUUCAACACAUCUGUUGGGGUGCAGAGUGGUCAAAUCCUGCGGGAGGGGACUAGAUCACUGGACUUUACUACGCUCGCCAUGGAGGAUGGAGCUGAAGAUGAUCUGAUUAUAUCUUUGAUUCCCGGCGACAACAACACCAUUCUUGACCUUCGAUUUAAAUCAUGCGUUCUUUCACAACAGCAGGCUUACAGUGUGGUUUCAACCUUUGAGAAGGCGAUUCAGUCCAUUCUUACAGCCCAGAAUGAUAGCCCAAUCACAACCGUCAACAUUCUUAGUGAUCAUGAUCUUGACCAGAUUUGGGCCAGAAACCAGAGUCUGCCCGCUCGUGUAGAGUCUUCCGUCCAUCAGAUCAUUCGCGAGCGCUUCGUCGAGUACCCGAACAGCGAGGCUGUAUGUGACACCGAUGGAUCGUUUACAUACAGAGAGCUGGACGAUAUCUCGUCACGUCUCGCUCAACAUCUAAUCGUCAAGUGCGGUGGCGUCGCUCUGAACGAGGUUAUUCCAAUUUGCAUGGAAAAGUCCCGUUGGACACCUGUGGCCAUGUUGGGGGUUUUAAAAGCUGGUGGCACAUUGCUACUGCUUGAUACCUCGUAUCCCCAACAGCGAAGAAUGGAGAUCUGCGCUGAGGUUCAGGCCCGUAUUGUAGUCAGUUCCUCGACACAUGCCUCCAUCAGCAAUGAGUUGGCAUCAACUGUGGUGAUUAUGGGACCGGAUCACUGUUCUUGGGACGGCGAUAUCCAGAGUGACGGCGACGCCAACAACGUCGUACUCCCCACCGUGCAACCCGAGCACUCCCUGUAUGUGGUCUUCACUUCGGGCUCCACAGGCAAGCCCAAGGGUGUUGUCAUCGAUCAUGGCUCGUACUGCACAGAUGCUCGAGAUCACAUCUCCGCUGCUAAGCUCACCAGGCACUCUCGAGUGACGCAAUUUUGCUCGUACGCAUUCGAUAUGAGCAUGGUUGAGCAACUGAGUGUUCUCAUGGCGGGUGGCUGUAUCUGCGUGAUCUCCGACGAGCAGCGUAAAAACAACUUCAGCGAGGUCGCUUCCACUCUCAACGCCAACUUUGCAAUUCUUGUGCCCUCGGUGGCCCGUCUGUUCCGUCCCGAGGAGUUGGCCACGAUCAAUAGCAUCAUGCUGGCAGGCGAGUGCAUGACGCAGACAGAUUUAUCUUCUUGGGCGCCUCACGUACGACUAAUCAAUGGUUACGGUCCUGCAGAGUGCUCUGCUUUGUCUGUCGUUCAACCAUCUAUCUCUACCACGAGCGACCCGCGCAAUAUUGGAUAUCCCGUGGGAUGCGUGCUCUGGGUAGUCGACAGGAACGACCACAACAAAUUGGUUCCCCAAGGAGCAGUUGGUGAAUUGUUGAUUGAAGGCCCAAUUGUCGGCCGUGGGUAUAUCAACCAGCCCGAGAGAACUGCAGAGGCAUUUAUCGAGCCCCCAGGCUGGCUGCAGGCUCUGCGACCACCUCAAACGAACUGUCCCCGUCUCUAUAAGACCGGCGAUUUAGUCCGUUUCACUUCCGAUGGAUCUCUCCUAGUCCUCGGUCGCAAAGAUCGCCAAGUCAAAGUACGGGGACAACGGCUUGAGCUGGCUGAAGUAGAAGUUCACGUACAUCGAUCCUUCGACGGUGCUGCUCGUGAUGUCGUGACUCAGAUCAUCGUGCCCGCCGGAAGCACCAAAGCUCAGCUCGUGGCUAUGAUCCUUUUGCAGGAACAGAAUGGCCAAGGAGACAAACCAAAAGAUCAUGAGUCUCAGAUCUUGGGAGCUCCCAGCGAUACUUUCGCAGCGCAAAUGGCCGCCGCGGAGAUCCGACUACGCCAGCAAGUCCCUGAUUUCAUGGUGCCCGCCAUCUUCCUCCCCGUGGUCGACAUGCCUCGAACGCAAUCAGGGAAAGUUGACCAAAAUCGCCUGCGGAAUCUCAUCACAUCCAUGUCCUUAGAAAUGUUACAUGCUUAUCGGGCUUCUUCCUCGUUGCCAUCGUCCUUAGGUGGGAACCUGCUCUCCACCGACGCAGAACGUGAGCUGGCAAGCAUCUGGUCAACGGUUCUGGAUAUUCCCAUUGGAACAAUCAACGCAAGUGAUAACUUUUUCUUCCGUGGAGGCCACUCCAUUGAUGCGAUGAAGGCCUCUGCACUGGGUCGGGCUGCAGGCAUGAGUUUUGGCGUUGCUGACAUCUUUGACCAUCCUGUCCUGUCAGAGCUUGCCAGGGUGGCAGUCCCCAAAGACACCACCGAGAGAAAGUUGUGGGAACCAUUCUCUCUCAGCCCAAUCGCAGAUCCUCAGGCGCUGCACAAGGAGCUAUGUGCAACGAAAAGCAUUCCUGUCUCGAGCACUUUACAAGACUUGCUCCCUGUUACACAGGCUCAACACAUGUUCAUCAAGAGAGGAACUUUCCAUUCGUAUAACUGGACAAUCAAAGGUCGCUCGCUCAACAUGGAUCGUCUUCGGGCUACAUGUCAAACCCUGGUGGAACGACACAGCAUUCUCCGGACCAGCUUUGUUGAACGUGACGGAUAUCCAGUUCAACUUGUACUGGCAGACAUUGAUGUCAAAGUGCGCGAAAUCCGAUGUUGGCCAGAGGAAGAUCCAAUGGAAGUUUGCAAAUCGCUGUGGGAUGGCAAGGACUGGCCCACUCUGAAUGUGAUGGGGGGCUCCAUGCCUGUGAGAUUUACACUUGUCUCUCGUCCAGGGGACGAACAUGUCGUCCUCACGAUUCAGAUCUCACACUCCCAGUGGGAUGGAGUCUCCGUUCCAAGGCUAUUCAGCGAUUUCGCCGCCAUCUAUAACCAAACCCCGCUACCGCCGACCUCCGACUUUGCUCAUUACCUAUACCAUCGGGUUUUUUCUGCAGCAGAUAAUGUUAACCUGGAUCCCACAUUCAGAUUCUGGCGAGAUUAUCUCGACGGCGCUAAGAUGACCGUUCCCUUUGCACCCCGCCCGCGCACUCUCUGUUUGGACCAUGCCGGCGCAGUACAGUCUUAUCAGACGCUCUGGACUUUCAAGGAAAUCCCCCCUCCGACCUUGCCUUCGGGUGUUACUAUGGCUACUUUAGUCAAAGCAGCAACAGCGUUCUUCCUUUCCGAUCAUCUGGGUGAAAAUGACAUCGUCUUUGGGCACACUGUCAACGGCCGAAAUCUGCCUAUGGACAACAUUGAAUCUCUCCUGGGGUGCACCCUCAACUUCGUCCCUCUACGGGUCACCUUCCCUGCAGACCCGGCCGAGUGGACUGUCAUGGAUCUUCUGAAUCAUGCACAAACCCAAUACACUCGGGCUCUCUCCCAUGAACAUGUCGAGCUACGCGACAUUUUCCGGCACAGUACCAACUGGCCCGCAGAGACUCCGCUGAGCCUUAUUGUGCAGCAUCAGAAUAUUGAUCUGAGUUUCAGCCUUCCUUUACAGGGAUCCGUCGUUGACUGUGAGGGAGAAGAUGGCGGUUCUCUUGAUGUGCAAUAUUCCAAGUUCGCUCGCUUCGAUCCGUUGGACGAAGUUUGGAUCUUCACCGAGCCACAUGAGGAUCGAUUGGAAGUUCAGGUGUGUGCCAACAGUCGUGUACUACGCCAGGAACAGGCUACAGAGUUGGCCAACCACAUCUCUACCCUUAUUGAGAAGUUUUCAGCCGACCCAACGGCUAGAUUACUUGAUUUGACAUUUUAG
Penicillium digitatum Pd1 is the source of this 12222-nucleotide messenger RNA. RefSeq names its product nonribosomal peptide synthetase fmqA (gene nrps12). Gene Ontology annotation, molecular function: phosphopantetheine binding; catalytic activity. The record is from RefSeq and is a predicted model, not a curated record. NCBI's taxonomy places the organism in Eukaryota, Fungi, Ascomycota, Eurotiomycetes, Eurotiales, Aspergillaceae. Gene Ontology annotation, cellular component: cytoplasm. Gene Ontology annotation, biological process: secondary metabolite biosynthetic process; amino acid activation for nonribosomal peptide biosynthetic process.